Sitophilus oryzae (rice weevil) is the source of this 6930-nucleotide messenger RNA. RefSeq names its product fatty acid synthase-like. Gene Ontology annotation, molecular function: fatty acid synthase activity; oxidoreductase activity. The transcript has 32 exons. Gene Ontology annotation, biological process: fatty acid biosynthetic process. Lineage: Eukaryota; Metazoa; Arthropoda; Insecta; Coleoptera; Curculionidae. The record is from RefSeq and is a predicted model, not a curated record.
AUGGCUUCUCAAAGUGAGAAUAUUCGAAUAAAAUCAGGCAAAUAUCUGGCUGAACCUGAGCAAGGCGAAGAGGUAGUGAUUUCUGGCUUGUCUGGUAGAUAUCCUGAAUCAAGAAAUGUACAUGAAUUCCGAGAUAAUUUAUUUAAUAAGACUGAUAUGGUGACUGACGAUAAUCGCAGGUGGAAACCGAACCAUCCAGAAAUUCCUCAACGCACUGGAAAAUUAUACGAUAUCGAAAAAUUUGACUCAAGUUUUUUUGGUAUACAUUAUCGCCAACCAAACGAAAUGGACCCGUUAUGUAGAAUAUCUUUGGAAGUUGUUAUAGAGGCUAUAUUAGAUGCUGGACUUAAUCCCGUUGAUUUACAAGGAACAAAAACUGGAGUUUUUAUUGGAGCUCACUUUAGCGAAAGUGAAGUGUCUUUGUAUUCCAACGUGAACAAAAACAAACCUAAUACCUUUGUUAUAACUGGAGCUGGCCGAGUGAUGAUUUCAAACCGUAUCAGUUAUUAUCUGAAAUUGAAGGGUCCAUCUAUGGUCUGCGAUACCGCAUGCAGUAGCUCAUUGCAUGCUCUAGAGCAUGCUUACAGAGCUAUAAGAAAUGGAGAGUGUGAAAAUGCUAUUGUAGUAGCAGCAUCGCUUUGUUUGUGGCCAACAGUUUCUUUACAGUUUUACAGAUUAGGUGCCAUUGCUAUGGACGGAAAAUGCAAAGUUUUUGACAAUUCUGGUAACGGAUAUGCCAGAUCUGAAGCAAUUAGCGCCAUCUUUCUGCAAAAGUCGAAAGAAGCCAAACGAAUUUACGCUACAGUGCUACAUGCGAAAACAAAUUGUGAUGGGUUUAAGGAUUCAGGAAUCACGUUUCCAUCUAGGAGUAUGCAAAUGAAACUAUUAAAAGAAUUAUACGAAGAAUGUCAAUCGGUUAAACCGUACGACCUAAGUUACCUCGAAGCACAUGGAACGGGGACUAAAGUGGGCGAUCCAGAAGAAUUACAAGCCAUCGAGGAAGUGUUUUUACCUGAAAGAAAGAGUCCUCUUCUUAUUGGAUCGGUUAAGUCCAACAUUGGGCAUUCAGAACCGUCGACAGGAUUGUCCUCCAUUGCAAAGGUAAUUAUAGGAUACGAAACUGGGUACAUAGCACCUAAUCUACACUUUAGAACUCCUAGGGAAGGUAUAAAGUCGCUAAUGGAUGGUAGGUUGAAAGUAGUUACAGAUAAAACGGAAUUUAAGGAUGACAGAUGCUUAGUAGGAAUCAACAGCUUUGGAUUAGGAGGUGCUAAUUGUCACAUACUACUCCAACCAAAUACUAAGAAAAAAGUAAACCAGGGUAGACCAUCUGACAAUAUACCUAGAUUGAUUUGUGCUAGUGGUAGGACGCCCAAUGCAGUGAACAUUCUUUUGGAUAGUGUUAUACAAAAUCAAUUUGAUGCGGAGCAUAUCAGGUUGCUUCAAGACGUUUUUAGCAAGGAUAUAAGUGCUCACCACUAUGGAGGUUAUUUAUUAGCCUCUAAAUUUGGACAAAAAGCAAGAUCACAGACCUAUUUUGAUUCCACGUCAGCUCCUUUACUGAUAUGCUUUGGUGUUAUUGACGAAACAUCUACAAAAAAUAUAAAAGAAUUUUUGGAAGUACCCAUAUUUGCUGAAGUUCUGGAUAAAAUACACCUGAUGCUUAAACCGAAGAACCUUAAUAUUAAAAAUAUAAUCCUGAGGGAUAACACCAAAUCACCUUUCAACACCAUUCUUACUAAUGUUGUGUUACAAUUGUCUAUGUGCGAUACUCUAAGAGCUCUUCAAAUCGCUCCUACAAAAAUCUUUGGCGUUAAUAAAGAUUUAUCUCUGGGUGGUUUGGCAUGUGCCUAUUUUGAUCGUGCUCUAAGUCUGGAAGAAGUUGUCCAGUUGGCCUACGUCAUUGGUUCUUUGAUGAAGGCCGCAAAGAAAAGUAGUAUCGCAGAAUUGUAUGACGUAAUUCAGCAAGACGAACAUUAUGCAAGAGAUUUCGAAGAUAUUUUGGAUAAUAUCAUUACCAAGCCUAUAAUUUUAAGCGAUAAUGUAAUUGUUGAUUCAUAUUCUGCAAAAAUUGAUUACAACUAUAUCAUAAAUUCUUUAAAAUAUGACGAUGUUCCACAAGAAAUUCAGGGUUUUGUCAAAAGUUCAGGUAUUUUAUUUGAAAUUGGAAAUGGUGAUAUAGAUCUUCUAUUAAAGCCUUCUAAAAAGAACUUAUCUGUAAGAAGAGAUUUUGAAAUUCAUCAACCAAAUGGAUUAUACGAGCUCGGUGUUAACCCUCAACUCCAACACUUAUAUCCUAAGGUGCCGUAUCCAGUCAGCAGAGGCACACCUAUGAUUUCUCCGUCCGUAGGCUGGAAUCACGAAAAAAAUUGGUCCGUUCAAACUUUAGAUGAAAAUUCUCAAUUUUUUGAAGAAAAAACAAUUCUAAUUGAUGUCAAAUUGCCUGAGCAUUCUUUCUUGGAAGGACAUGUAGCUGAUGGAAGAAAUAUUUAUCCAGCUAUGGGAUAUUUAUUAUUGGUUUGGGAAGCAUUGGCUGAUUCCUACAGACUUAUGUUGAAAGAUACAAAAGUUGUGUUUGAAAACUGUCGGUUUAUAAGGGCCUGUUCCGUUUCGUCCAUACAUGAUCCAUCUUUGAGAUUAUAUCUGAAUGUGUUGUAUCAUGCCGUGUCCGGCAACUUUGAGAUUAGUGAGGGUAACUCAACCAUUGUAACAGGAAAAAUAAAACUAGCUAAAGGAGAUGAAGCUAAUCUUACGCCACUUCCGUUGCCAGCUGGCGUGUCAAGUACAACUGUACCUUAUAUGUCAAAAAAAGACGUAUACAAAGAAUUAAGACUUCGUGGGUAUAAUUACAGCGGAAAAUUCAAAGCUAUACAAUCUUCUGAUAUUAGUGGUCAGGUAGCAUCAAUUGAAUGGGAUGACAAUUGGGUCACGUUUAUGGAUAAUAUGCUACAAGUAAAACUUCUACAAGAAGAUACACGGUUGCUUUCCGUUCCUACGUUUAUAUCUAGACUAAGUAUUGAUGGGAAAAAGCACACUGAGACGGUAGAAAGUCUAGGAGAAAAUCCCAAUGUGCCAGUUUAUGCCUCUAAACAUGCGGGUGUUAUUCAAUCUGGAGGUAUAGAAAUUCGUGGUGUAAUUGCGAGUUCAAUACCUAAAAGGAAAAAUACGGGAAUUCCUGUACUAGAGAAAUAUAUUUUUCUGCCAAAUGUGACUAAUCUGAAGUUGGAAGAAGCUGUAAGAGUCAAUGUGCAAAUAUUGUUAGAAAAUAUUUCUACUCUUCAAGUAAAAGUUGUGGAACUAAUUGACGAAGCAACGCCUGAAGAAAACAAAACCUUUGGUGACACAGUAUUCGACGUCCUCGCAGAUAAACCGCUAAUUCAACCAAACAUAACCGUUCUUAGUAAAACUGAAUUAGUAGUGAGCAACGUGACAGUGGAAGACAAGAGGCUGCUCACUGAGGUUGAUUGUCAUUUGGUUAUAGCUUCACGGCUCUUGGAAAGACCUAAUAUAUUGACAGUUGCAUUGGGAUCUCUACAUACUUCGGGGUUUAUACUAUCCAGAGAAUCAAUAGACAUAGAUCAUUCUACUUUUGAAAACGAGAAUGUCUCUGUUAUAAGUGUUUAUACAACGGCUAGUGAAAAAUUGAUCUUAAUGAAAAUAAUAUUUGAAUAUAAACCACCCAGGAUACUAGAAAUAUCAGCAUUAGACACUGGAUUUUCCUGGCUCCCAAAAUUACGCAGUCUUUUGGAAAAAGAAGAGGAUAUUCUUAUUUUUACCGAUAAAGAACCACUCAACGGAAUACUUGGAUUGUAUUCUUGUCUUCGCAGAGAACCAGGUGGUCAAAAUAUAAAACUCCUUUUUGUAUUUGAUCCGUCUGCACCAGAUUUUGCUGUAAACUUACCCUUUUACGAAUCUCAAUUAAGAAAACAAUUGUAUAUAAAUAUCUACAAGAACGACCAAUGGGGAACUUACAGACAUAUGCUUUGUGAUAAAAGCAAUGCAAUCGAGGCUGAGCAUUGUUAUUUAAAUUCGUUAGUAAGAGGCGAUUUGGGUUCGUUGAAAUGGAUAGAAGGUCCAAUUUUAUCAAAUAAUGUGAGAUUAGAAACCCCUGCUGAAGAAAUUGUGGCAGUAUACUAUGCUUCGUUAAACUUCAGAGAUAUUAUGAAUGCUACAGGAAAAAUAAAUGUGGAUACAAUUACUGGAGAUCGAAGGAAACAAAAAUGUGCUUUAGGCUUUGAGUUUAGUGGCCGUUUAGCAAGUGGAAAGCGAGUCAUGGGCAUGGUAUCCAACGGAGCUUGUGGCUCGUAUUGCAAAGGCGACAAGAAUCUUAUGUGGGAGGUUCCAGAAAAGUGGUCUUUAAGAGAUGCUGCUACCGUUCCUGUAACCUAUGCCACAGUUAUAUAUGCAUUAGUAUUGAAAGCGAAGAUUAAGCCAGGAGAUUCUAUUCUAAUUCACUCUGGUACUGGUGGUGUUGGCCAAGCUGCUAUACAAGUAGCCCUUGUUAAUAGUUGUACAGUCUAUACUACAGUUGGCAAUGAAGAAAAGCGAGACUUUAUAAAGAAAAGAUUUCCACAAAUAAAUGACAAUCAUAUAUUCAAUUCAAGAGACACAAGUUUUGAAAAGAAAGUAAUGAAAGCUACAGAAGGUAGAGGAGUGGAUGUUGUUUUGAACUCGUUAGCUGAAGAAAAACUUCUAGCCUCAGUUCGAUGUUUGGCAAAAGGCGGACACUUUUUGGAAAUAGGAAAAUUUGAUAUGGACAAUAAUAAUCCUUUGAGACUGAUACUUCUCGAGAAAUCAGCUAGUUUUCACGGUGUAAUGCUAGAUAUGUUUAUGAAUCUCGACUGCUACUUCCGUCGAGAAUUAGUAGCUGUAAUGAAAAAAUAUUUGAGUGAUGAUCUAAUUAUACCACUCAAUUCAACUAUCUUUCAAAUGGACCAGGCUGAAGAAGCAUUUAGAUUCAUGACCUCUGGAAAGCAUACAGGCAAAGUAAUGAUAGAAAUCCGGAAGGAAGAAAAGAUAAAUAUUGCUCACAAUGCUACGCCUGUUCUGUAUCCAUGUAUACCGAGAUAUUACUGUGAUGGCACGAAGACUUACAUAAUCUGUGGAGGACUGGGAGGAUUUGGAUUAGAACUAGCUGACUGGCUAGUACUAAGAGGAUGUAGAAACCUAGUUUUAACGUCAAGAACCGGAAUCAAAACUGGUUACCAAGCAUACAGAAUAUCAAUAUGAAGAUCGUACGGUUGUACCGUUUCCAUUUUUACUGAUGAUAUAACCACAGAAAGCGGCUGUGAGAGUUUAAUCAAGAAAGCCAUUUAUCUUGGACCUGUGCAUGGUAUAUUUAAUUUAGCUGUUGUGGUCCAAGAUGCCAUUUUUGCAAACCAAACCGAGGAUAUGUUUAAAAUAAGUUUUGGUCCUAAAGCCAGAGCUGCUGAACAUUUGGACCUAGUAACGAGAAUGCUUUGUCCAAACCUGAGAGAUUUCGUUAUGUUCUCUUCAUAUUAUGUCUCUUCAGUUUUCUGUGGAAGAGGAAACGCUGGACAAACAAAUUACGGCAUGGCAAAUUCCAUUAUGGAAAGGAUCUGCGAAAAAAGAAAGACUGAAGGUUUACCAGGAUUAGCCAUACAGUGGGGAGCCAUUGGAGAAGUGGGAUUAGUAGCUGAUAUGCAUGACGAAUCUAUCGAUAUAGAAAUAGGAGGCACAGUACAACAGAAAAUUGCUAGUUGCUUAGAAGUAAUGGACAUUUUCCUAAGACAACACGAAUCUGCUGUAGUUUGCAGUACAGUUGUAGCAGAAAAAAGAUUGGAGCUGGUGUCUGAUGAUAUGGUUGGUGCUGUAGCUAGUGUUUUGGGCAUCAAAGAUAUAAAAACCAUUUCGAUGCAAGCUACAUUAGCGGAACUUGGUAUGGAUUCGAUGAUGACUGUGGAAAUUGGACAAACGUUAGAAAGGAAAUUUGAGGUGUUUCUGACGCUACAGGAUAUUAAAUCCAUGACUUUCACGCGGCUCCAUGAGAUACAAGACGAGAGAGAAUCGUCUUCGAGUUUAAGUGUAAAGAAAGAGCGAGCUCUGACAGAUUAUGAAAUGAUUCUUAGUCGUCUCACCGAUCAGAAUAAAAUUGAUAUACCAAUAAUGUCUCUUGAGGGUAAAGCAUCGAACAAAUCAAUUUCAGACAGCGUCAUUCUAAUUCCUGGAAUAGCAGGAAUCAUAGGAGAACUAGAACCACUUUAUAAACAAUUAGAAGGCGAAUUGUAUGGCGUGCAGUUUUGCAAUAAAAACGAAAAGGACACUAUUGAAGAUAUAGCUUUAACAUACCUUGAGAUAGUCGAAGAAAAACUUAGUAAGUCAGUACCCUUCAAAAUUGUCUCUUAUUCCUUUGGUGGGUUAGUUGCUUUGCAGAUAGCACAUGAGCUGGAGAAAAGAGGACAUCAAGGUACUGUCGUAUGUAUAGAUUCAUCGCAAGAUUAUUUCCAUGCAUUGGCAAAUUCGUUGGGAGCCGAGUGUGAUGAUAAGAUUCAAGUCAACUUAAUAUCUUACAUAAUGGCAAUAUGUCUUCCAGUAGAUGUCGUUACAAAGAAUUUUAAUCAAUUAUUAAAUUGCAAAAGUAUUGAGGAACGUUGGGCUCUGGCCGAAAAUAUUGCAGCACCCGUAAUCAUUCCUUUAGGUAAAGAAUUUAUCGUAAGUCUCUAUAAGAGACUGAAAGCGAUAGUUUCCUGGACACCGGCUUUUAAGCUUGAUUCAAAAAUUAUCUUGUGCAAAGCCAAAUUAUCCAGUGUAAAGAUGAAAAAUAACGACUAUGGACUUGAGAAAAUUUCCCAAUAUCCGGUUAUUGUGAAGGAAUUCGAUGGAAAUCAUGUCUCCAUGCUGGAAAAUCAAGAUUUGGCCAAUGAGAUUAACGAAGCAUGUUGGAAUGACACGUCUACUAAAGACAAAUAG